Molecule: messenger RNA, 4307 nt
Organism: Culicoides brevitarsis
Lineage: Eukaryota; Metazoa; Arthropoda; Insecta; Diptera; Ceratopogonidae
Product: superkiller complex protein 3
Exons: 6
Coding region: 93-3857 (1254 amino acids)
Cellular component (GO): Ski complex
Molecular function (GO): protein binding
Source: RefSeq, a predicted model, not a curated record
AAUAGUUAGUACAAGUGUACUUAUAAUCUCUGUUUUAAAAUACUUUGAAAUAAUUUUAAUAUUGAUAUAUUCCACUUGAUGCUUCUACCAAAAUGAGUUCUAAAGAUAUUAAACGUAAACUUAAAGAAGCUCGUGAGCUAGUAAAAUUGAAAGAAUUUCCUGAGGCCAUUAACAGAUGCCGGGAAAUUUUGCAAAUAGAAAAAGACAAUUAUUUAGCUUUAGUAAUGUUGGGAGCAUGUUAUCAAGAUUCAAACAAAGAAGAAGCAACUAAAUAUCUUAAGAGAGCAAUGGAAAUAUCAACAUCAAAUGACCAAAAUCUGGCUUUACUGGGCUUGAUGUCUUGCGCUCCUGAAGAAGAUUUACCAAUGGUAUUUCUUAAAUUGCUAAGACAACAGCCGGAAAAAUGUAAAGAAAAUUAUAAAAAGGUAUUAAAUGCAUGCCUCAGUGUAUCAGAUGUAACAUCACUUAUAAAAUCUUUUUACGAUGAAACAAAAUAUGUAGCAUCCGAUUGCAAAGCUAAUGAAUUACGAUUGCAAUUAGCUUGGUCUAUAAUUGUUGAAAUAUUAAUGCAGAAUCCAGAUAGAGCAGAAGAUUUGUUUAUGGAUAUUUUUGAAGAAGCUCUAGAAUUUACUAUAAUAGACCAAAACAUUUCGAAACGCCAAGAAAGAUAUGGUCGACUUAUAGGGAUCUUCUAUAAAAAACGCAAACAUGAACAUUUAUUGAACAUACUUGUAGAAGCUAUUGACAUUUAUGUGAACGAAACAUAUUUUUUGGAAUGGUUCGCCAAAAUAUACAUUGAUAUGCCUGAUUAUGUUGAAAUGAAGGUUAAAAAUACGUCAAAAUACAUCCAGGAUUUAAUAAAAAGAAAUUCAUUAUCGAAAGUUGGAUUAAUGGCCCAAGCUAUAAUAUUUUAUAGGGCUAGAAAUUUUCAAAAUGCACGCGAUAGUGCACUUGCAGUUUACAAGAUUGAACCAAAGUGGCACAAAUGCAUUAAUCUCUUGUACGAUAUCUUCAUAAACUUAGGGGCUUUUUCAACGGCUGAGUGUUUGUAUAAUCAAAACUCAGAAGUCAUUCCAAUUGAUAUACGGAUUGUUAGGUGUUUAGUUUAUCAAAAUGAUGUAGACAAGUCGAUGAAAGGUAUUGACCAUUGUAAAUAUCUCUUAAUUAAAGAACAAGAACCAACCAAGCAAAUUGAAAUUCUUAUACUUUUAACAAAGGCAUUUUUGAGUUGUGAGGAAUUUGAUCGUGCUGAUAAGACGAUUAAAAAAUUGGAAUCUUUGAAUUGUGCCUCAGAUAUAACUUCUACGUUAAAAUUUUUAAAAUCAUCUCAAAGCAAAUCAUUAUUAACAAAUGAACAUUUUUCUACGAACGAUGUACUUUUGAUGGAUAGUAUGCUCGUCUUAGAAAUUGGUUUGACAUUUCUAAAACUUAAAGACACAAAAACCGCUAUUUUAUAUAUUUUAAAAGCCGCUAAAAUGGACAAUUCGAAUUCUGAAAUAUUUUACUGGCUUGGAAAAGCUUAUAAUGAACUUGGUGAUAAAGAUCGAUGUAUUAAAUGUUUAAAAAAGUCCAUUGAGAUAGAUUUUGAAAAUUCAAAAGCUGUGCAACUCUUAAGUGCAAUUUACCUUAAACAAAAGGAUUUGGAGCAAAACAAUGAGUUGUUGCAAAGAGCUAUACAAUACACCUACAUAUCUAGUACAAAACGGGCAUACUUUCAGCUAGGAUUAAAUUAUUUGGCUAAAAAAGAAUACAAUGAUGCAGUUAAUGCUCUCAGAUCAGCAUUAAGAUUUAAAAACCCAGAAUUACUAUUUUAUUCAAGUUUAGGAGAUGCCUACCAAGCACGAGGAUCGUAUAGAUCUGCUUUGAAUAUGUAUGAAAAAGCGAUGAAAAUGAAUAUCACAUGUCCUGAAGAUGCAACGUAUAUUCGUUAUCAAAUAUGCUGUAUUUACAGAACUUUACAAAAAUUCAAAGAAGCACUGAGUGGAUUUGAAAAACUAUUGAACGAAAAUUGUAAUUAUGCUCCUGCAUUAGUGGGCAUCGCAGAGACAUUCUAUCAUCUGGCAAUUUUUUAUGCCGAACAGCACCGUUAUACAAGAGCACGACAGAACGCCCAAAAAAGUUUAAACUAUUGUACUAAACUUUUAAAAUUAAAAUGCGAUUUUGUGUAUGUUUGGAAACUUUGCGCGGAUAUUUUUAACUUUGUAUGGAAACUUAAUAAUCAGAAUCGCUUUCUGCAAUUACCAGAGGAAUUUCAAGGGUCAACUAAGGAAAAAGACUGUAAUUUGAUGCACUUAUCAGUCAAAUGUCUUUCAAAAGCCAUAUCACUAUGUCCUAACGACCAUAUUUUAUGGAGACAAUUGUCAAAAACUUACUUAUCAUGUACAAAUUCAUAUGUAAAAAAUAUUAAAAUCAUAAGACAUCUGAUAACUUUGGCACAUAGGUCGGCAAAGUACGCAAUUCAAUUGGAGCCAAAAUCCUGGGAGAACUGGAAUUUACUAGGUGUAAUUUCAAUUCUUCAACCAGAGAAAAAUCUCGCACUUUCUCAACAUUGUUUCAUACAAGCAUUGAAUAUCGAAAAACGUUCGGAAGUAUCAUGGUCUAAUCUUGCUCUUCUGUAUUUAUCUCAGGGAAACAUUAAAUUAGCAAAUAACGCAUUUGGAAAAUGUCAACAAAUUAAUGAAAAAUUUGUCAACGCAUGGGUGGGACAAGCAGUUAUUGCAGAAAAAAUUGGAGAUAUUGAUGAGGCUGUCGAUCUUUACAGGCAUAGCACCGAGCUUGGUUUCAGUAGACAGUCUGCUUUUGGAUAUACUAAUAGCAUUUGUUCUAUCCUCAAUGAAUCUUCAAAUUUAAAAUCUGUUCUUCCAAAAUACUCAUAUUUGAUGAAUAACAUGAAUGCUGUGGUUUUAGCUAUAGAUCAAAUUAAUUGGUUUAAUGACUGUGUAGAAGCUGAAUCACAUUACUUGACGAAUACCCAGUCAUUCUGUUUUUUGGCUCAUUUAUGUGUUGAAAAAGAGCUUUACAUUAAUGCUGUGAAAGCAUAUACGGCAGCGCUUAAAUUUGCUGACCUCGACAACAAACAACAAGACAAUAUUUUAUGUGACCUUGCAUUUGUGUACAUAAAACUGCAAAAAUUUCAUUUAGCCAUUGAGACAUUUAAAAAAAUGUCAAGAUCCCAGCUCAAAUCUACAGUUGGUAUGGCGUUGUCAUAUUUUAAAUCACAUGAUUAUGAUACGUCGUACAAUAUUUAUGGUAAUGCAUUGGAAUCAUUUUCAAACGAUGUACAAAAAUCAUCAAUAUUAACUGCAAUGUCAUCAAUUUUAUAUCUACAUCAAGGAGAAACAGAUGCUAAAACUCUUCUUUUUCAAUCAUUCUGCGAAAAAAAUUUAUCAGCAUUUUUCAGUUCAUGCUCUAUGGGUCUUCUUCAUGGAGAUUUUCAGUUAGCUAAAUUGGCAAUAAACCAAAUGAAAAAGUAUGAGUACGAUCCUCAAUUUGGAAAUGAUAUUGUUUUUGUAACUACUCAAUAUUUAUUAUUGACCAGUAGCACAAAAAAGGCGAUCAAUUACGUGUCGACCAUGAUUCAUUGUUUUCCUGAUAGAUCAGAAUGGAGAAGAAUUCUCAGUAAUAUAAUGAUUAGUUCAGGUGAAAAAAGUUAUGAUGUAUCUGUAGCCAGGUUAACUUCAAGCAACAUUUUACUAGACAAAAGCUACAGCGCAGUAAACACAGCUCAACUAUUAGCUUUAGCUUCAAUAUCAAUUUCAAAAACGGACCUCCGAAAAUCAAAAAUAUAUGCUCAAAAGGCGAUUUUUUUAAACCCUGUGUGUAAAGAAGCUUGGAUUGCUUUUCAUAGAUUCUAUUAAAUCGGUUUGUUUACAUAAAACUUUAAUUUAAUUCAAAAAUCAUUCUAGAAAUAAAAAAAAUACUUUAUGAGCGCAAAAUACAUAUAUUUGUUUUUUUUUUAUAAAGUCUAUUUAAUGAAAAAAAAAGAACUUUAUUUAUUACUGACAAUUUGAAAAUUUCGAAAACUAAUAUGGUGCAGUUUUUAAAGUCAUCAUCAUUAAAAAUCUCCAUGCCACUUAUAAACUAAAAUAAUAUUAUUAAAUACAAUACAAUAAUGUUUUAUUUUUUCGACUUAAUUUACAUGAGAUGACUAUACUUAAGUUACAUAAAUAAUUUUAUAAACUUUUAAAGGGACUCUACAAGGCACAGAUUUUAACGGUAAAGGAUAUCACAAUAAAUAGACUAAUUAAAACUAAUAUCACAGCAUCACGAUUCGAUCCUUUGAUGGGACAUGGCCGAUGGCAUUUGGU